Eucalyptus grandis is the source of this 2155-nucleotide messenger RNA. RefSeq lists its product as uncharacterized. The coding region runs from base 168 to 1895 and encodes 575 amino acids. The transcript has 7 exons. The record is from RefSeq and is a predicted model, not a curated record. Gene Ontology annotation, molecular function: protein binding. NCBI's taxonomy places the organism in Eukaryota, Viridiplantae, Streptophyta, Magnoliopsida, Myrtales, Myrtaceae.
AGACACCAAAGCACGUCGUCGGUCGGCUCAAAGGUAAGAGCCGCCCAGGCCCACCUCCACCGCCGGCCCCGUCCCCAUCUUCCUUUUUCGCUGGCGGGAUCUCGCCUUCUUAUAUAUUCCCGAUUCUCUCGCUCGUUGAUAUUUUUUCGGCACCGGGAAGAAGUGAAAUGCGUUCGCCGCCACCUUCGUCUUCGAGGAAGGAGCCCAAACCUACUUCUGGGAAGAGGGAGGAGGAGGGGGAGGAGGAGGACGAGGAAGAGACCAUAUUAGUGGCUUUGAUCGAGCAUCGCACCAAGGAAGUCGAUCACCUCCGUCAUCGCGUCUCUUAUUACACCUCCCAGCUCCACGAGGCACAGAAGAGGCUCCAUGAUUCCAAAGGUAAAUUAGCUCUGCUCCGAAGCAAACACUCGGCGGCGGCGGCGGCGGCGGCGGCGCCUUCUUCUUCUUCUUCUUCUGUGGCCGUUUUCACUAAUAAUGGGACGGCUGCAAACGUUAAGACGGAGCGCCGAUCCACCAGUCCUAUCGGCACAAGUGAGGACCUUCUCUUGCAUUCCCUCCCCCCAAAACCAAAGCUCUACAUUCCUGCCCCCAUUCCCCACCAGGACUCUCAGCGCGCUUCCUCCUCCUCCUCCUCCUUCUUUUCAGGCUCUGGAUCAAAGCCAUCGUCUCGCUCCAAUGCCCCUCCUCCUCCGACUCCGACUCCGACUCCGUCCAUCCUCCAUCAAUCCCCGAGCGCCAGGCCCGUUAAGGAGGAGAAACCUCGCGCACGUCCUUCUCCCCGUGAUUCCGAGGCCAUUCAAGAUAGGGGCGGCACCAGAAGGAAGCUUGAACAUAAAGAACACAGAGAACUCAUCCCGUUGAUACGCAGCGCGUCCUCUCCAUUCACCAUUCGGUGCCAAACGAGCAGUCAGGUUCCCAGUCAACACAAGAGAAAGCUAAGGAGUCUCGCCUUGUGUCCUGCACAGGAGCUGCUUUUUGCAACCAGUGCUUUGGAUGGAGUUGUCAACUUGUGGCAAAUUCAGGCUAACGGACAUUCUGCCUCUCUGCUCAGUACUUCUGAUUGUGCUUCACUACGGGAGAGAAGAUGGCCUGAAGAUGUAGCUUGGCAUCCUCAGGGAAACAGACUGUUUUGUGCAUACACUGCUGAUGGUGGGGACUCUCAAGUCUCAAUCCUAAAUCUCAAUAGAACAAAAGAGAGAGUUCGCGUAUCUUUCGUGGAAGCUAAGCCACACCAGAAGGGAAUUAUCAAUGGCAUUCGCUUUAUGCCUUGGGCAGAUAAUUGCUUUGUCACUGGUGGCUGUGAUCAUGCUGUCGUACUGUGGAAUGAGGAGGAGGAGGGCGACGAUAGCAAGUGGAAACCAAAGGCUUUGCACAGGAAUCUGCAUUCCUCUGCUGUAAUGGGGGUUGCUGGAAUGCAGCAAAAGCAGGUUGUACUGUCAGCUGGGGCUGACAAGAAAAUUAUCGGGUUUGAUGUGCAAACUGGGAGGCCGCAAUUUAGGCAUCAAAUAGAAAGCAAGUGCAUGAGCGUACUGCCAAACCCAUGCGACUUUAAUUUGUUCAUGGUUCAAACUGGGACUCCCGGGACGCAGCUGCGGCUGUUUGACGUGAGAUUGAGGCAGACUGAGCUGCAUGCAUUUGGAUGGAAGCAAGAGAGUAGCGAAACACAAUCUGCUUUAAUAAAUCAAGCUUGGUCUCCCGAUGGCUUUCUCAUAACAUCUGGCUCGGCUGAUCCCAUCAUACAUGUCUUUGAUAUCAGGUACAAUGGAUGCAGGCCUUCGCAGUCUAUUAAAGCUCACCAAAAACGUGUCUUUACAGCCGUCUGGCACCAAUAUCUUCCUCUUCUCAUAUCCAUCUCUUCUGACUUGAAUAUUGGUAUCCAUAAGAUCACCUCAUGAGUUUGGAAUGAAACUUCCGUCCAUUAGUCAUUCAGUCGUGAGGAAUCUGGGUUCAUGCUUGAUGCAUUACCUUGCCUCGUCAUGUGACUGGUGAAAUUUGAGUGACAGAAGGGGUAUCCAUUUAAAUUUUGCAGUUCUUUGUAGCCUAUAAAUGUUGUGGAAGUGUAAUUGGACAAUAAUCUCGUCAGUCAAUCAAUGAACAUUGUCAUGUAAUCGUGGGGGUUGGACCCUUCACACUUGAUGAGGUGAUUUUGGAUGUA